UGAGAUAUGUCAUCUUGUUUGAAAUGAUCAUGAAUGCAUGUUAGUUUGUGCAUGCUCGUUCUCAUCACAUAUUUCAUUGGCAUGCUGUAUUUCUGCUAACAUAAUGGAUUUUUUGUUAUUUGGUCUGUGGUCACACUCUUCAAGUCUUUGAAGAUUAGUGGAAAAGAAAACUGGAAGCCUGUGCAAGCAGGUGUCAUAAUGGCAACAACUUCUGUGCUGGACAUACAAGAGGAGUUGCUUGGUAGUGGACAUAAGUUUCUGCUGACUUCACGCCUCACUCAAGAUUGUCUUGAGAACCUUUUUAGUGUAGUAAGGCUAAACAAUUCUGUACCAUCACCUGUGGCUUUCAAAUGUGCACUAAAAAUUAUCAGCAUUGUUCAGUUUAUGCAACCUCUAGGUGGGAAUCGUGUAAGCUAUCAACAUGAUGACACAGAUUAUGCUGUUGAUUUCCUUUCCCAACCAAUACAACUAUCAAUGAAUCCUGAUCCAGAGUUGAUGGAAAUUGAAAUCUCAGAAGCCAAGUCUGUAGAGGAAUUGACUAAAGCGGAGUGUAACAGUUUGUUCUAUCUUGUGGGUUAUUGUGUCCAUAGUAUUAAGAAAAAUGAGGUAGUGUGUGAUGCUUGCCUUGAGUAUGUCUUAAAUUCAGCUCCAGAUCAUAGCAGUUUUGCAACACUAACUAGUUUGAGAGAAUUCAAGAAUGGCUGUCUUGAGCAUGUUACAGAAGAUACUUUGAUGGCUACCAGAAAUGUGAAAGAGGUUUUGAUACGGAUGGCUGAGGGACUCACUGAUGACUGUGUGUCUAUCCCACAUGUCAUAAUACUAAGAGAAAAAUGAUAGCUAGAUAUUUCAAUGUAUGUCUUUACAUUUUCUGCAAGGGAGUACAAAGGAAAAAGAAACAUAACUUAAAAACAACCAAAGUAGGAGGAGAACUGGGGAGUCGAAGCAUGGCAAGAAGAAAACUGAUAACGAAUGUGAAGUAGGAAGGAUGUGAAUUGUGUAUACCAUGUAGUUAUGUAGAAUGGAAGACAUCACUCUACCUUUG
Molecule: messenger RNA, 1042 nt
Organism: Corticium candelabrum
Lineage: Eukaryota; Metazoa; Porifera; Homoscleromorpha; Homosclerophorida; Plakinidae
Exons: 2
Coding region: 199-834 (211 amino acids)
Source: RefSeq, a predicted model, not a curated record